Molecule: messenger RNA, 1332 nt
Organism: Paramacrobiotus metropolitanus
Lineage: Eukaryota; Metazoa; Tardigrada; Eutardigrada; Parachela; Macrobiotidae
Product: mitochondrial thiamine pyrophosphate carrier-like
Exons: 7
Coding region: 208-1161 (317 amino acids)
Biological process (GO): thiamine pyrophosphate transmembrane transport
Cellular component (GO): mitochondrial inner membrane
Molecular function (GO): thiamine transmembrane transporter activity
Source: RefSeq, a predicted model, not a curated record
GUUAUUAAUUUUGGCACCUUUUAUGAUUUAUCACUUUUAUGUUUUUCCAGCUUUGCUGUUUUGCGCUUUUGAAUCACAGCUCCUCACUUCUGUCAUGUCAACAAAAUUAAUUUUAUAUUAUCAGUUAUCAGAUUGCCCUUAUUUUCAACCGUUCAGUGGUUGCGGCAUUUAUGAAAAAUUCGUGUAAGUUUUUUAUUGUUAUGAGCAAUGGUAGGACAUGAUCCCGAGGAAUUGCGCAAAAUUCCCCAUUAUAUCUACGGUCUCAGUGGAGCGCUAUCAGGCUUCGUUACUCGAUUUCUCACACAGCCACUAGACGUUUGCAAGAUUCGUUUCCAGCUCCAGGUGGAGCCAAUAAAGCGCACAUCCCUCCUGUCAAAGUACCGCAGCCUACCACAAGCAUGCACCUUAAUUGUGCGCGAAGAAGGACUGGCAGCACUAUGGAAAGGCAUUAUUCCGGGGCAGGCGCUGUCAGCUGUGUAUGGACUAGCCGAGUUCGCCACGUUUGAAUUCUUGAACAAAACCCUGUUCGCUUGGAAUCUCACCUCCAAUCCCAAAGAUCCCUUGGUGUACUUCCUGUGCGGGAGUGUAGCAGGAAUGGUUGGAACGGUGGUAUCGCAGCCUUUGGAUGUCGUGCGCACUCGCUUGGUUUCGCAAGGACGCGAUAAGGUGUACACGAGCCUCAUGGAUUCCUUCCGGCAGAUCAAGCGGCAGGAAGGUUAUCGUGGAUUUUACCGUGGGCUGCUUCCUGGACUUUUGCAGAUUGCUCCUUCCAGCGGUUUGAGUUUCGCAUUUUACUCGCAGUGCCAAAUUCUGUAUCGGAAAUGGUCAGGAAAACGCAUCACCGAAUCUAAGAGUGAUGCUAUGGAAAGUUUGUUCUGUGGUUGCAUAGCUGGAGCUGCCUCAAAAAGCAUAGUUCAUCCGCUGGAUGUUCUGAAAAAGCGCCUUCAGGUCCAAGGUUUUGAGCAAGGACGUAAAGGGUUUGGAUUGUUCCUGUUCGCGUCGGGAAUUGUGCAUUUGAUCAGAGAGACAUACCGACUGGAAGGACUUCAUGGAUUUUUGAAAGGUUUCUCGCCUGCGUUGUUGAAAGCGACGUCGAGUACCGGAUUUACAUUUUUCUUUUACGAACAGUUUCUGAGGGGAUUUUCUCAGCUUUUGGUGUGAUAAAAGUUUUAAAUCGUUUUGGUUUUUAGUGAUUGUUGUGAUAUAAGUGCUGUUUGAUGUGCUGCACAAUCAGUAAAUGCUUUUAAUUCACCGCUUAGAUAUGGACAGUAAUGGAAUGCUAAUGAAUUGAUGUAAUGGUUGCGCUAAACGAUUAAAUGGUCGCUGAACAUG